This is a messenger RNA of Prorocentrum cordatum, 729 nucleotides long. Lineage: Eukaryota; Dinophyceae; Prorocentrales; Prorocentraceae. The record is from the annotation of a GenBank genome assembly.
GGAAUCCACGCGGACCUGCGACAGUUCAACGCGCGUGCCGCUUGUUGCUCUCCGAUCGUUUGCCUGCACUGCCUGCCGCACACCAUGAGCCGGAACGACAGCGGCACCGAGAGCCGAAAGCAGGUCAUCUUCCGCCUGCGCAACAAGAGGCAGCAGCCGCGAAUCGUGCACGAAGGACUCUCUCCCUGUCCCGACCGCACGCUGCUCGGAGGCUGGAGGGAGUACGAGGCUGGGAACGACCCGUUCGCUCGGUCGCGGCACCACCUCUUGAACAUGUGGGACAACUGGGACGGCAUGCAGGAGGUGGUGGCGCGCGAGAGCCAUACCGGGUGGUCGACGUGGCGCUAUCGCGCGAGGAGGCCCGCAGAGUGCUCACGAGCACGCCGGCAUCGGCACUCUGACACCUGCCUCCUGUGGUACACGUGGGCUUUGGGCAGCGUGCCGCAGGGGCCGGGGCGGCAUUCUGAGAGGGGCACUCCUCUUCGCGGAUGCUCUCGGGCCUCCUAUAGGAAGCCUUCCUCGGAGUCCCCGAGGCGGCGCGCGACCCUUCUUGAGAGCCCCCCUGCCUUCGCAGAAGGCCCCGCCUCGCUCGGCCGCCUCCUGCGCGACGCGCUGCCGCGACAUGGGUCGAGCGUGCUGCGGGUGCCGCGCACCGCGGAUGCCCUGCGUCUCUGCCGCUGCGGGCUCGGCGCACGUUAUUCCGUCGUGUCUCGUCAGGUCCUCUCGUGA